Eleginops maclovinus (Patagonian blennie) is the source of this 1707-nucleotide messenger RNA. Its product is annotated as E3 ubiquitin-protein ligase TRIM35-like. Gene Ontology annotation, biological process: protein ubiquitination. The record is from RefSeq and is a predicted model, not a curated record. The transcript is spliced from 7 exons. The coding region runs from base 1 to 1635 and encodes 544 amino acids. Gene Ontology annotation, molecular function: ubiquitin protein ligase activity; protein binding; zinc ion binding. Lineage: Eukaryota; Metazoa; Chordata; Actinopteri; Perciformes; Eleginopidae. Gene Ontology annotation, cellular component: cytoplasm.
AUGGAGAUCACCAGCGGCCCCUCCAUGAGCUGCCAAUCUUUCCUCCCUGUCUCCCUUCACCCAGCCGAGGCAGAAGAUUUUGCCUCACCGCUCUGCUCGUUUGACUCUCAGGAGGCAUGUGAAGAACACAAAGAGAGCCUGUCCAUGUUCUGUUUGGAUGACCUGAAGCCUUUAUGUGAACGCUGUGCAGCUGUGAGCCAUGCAGGACACAGAGUUUACCUCCUGACUGAGGCUGCUACUGACUGCAAGGAGGAGCUCAAAACAUCACUAAAUGGACUGAAGAAGAAGAGGAUGCAAUUUGAGAAAGUCACACAAAACUGUGAACAUGCAUCCAGACAUAACCAGGCUGAGGUCAAACUCACAGAGGAGGUCAUGAAGAAGGAGUUUGAGAGUCUUCACCAGUUUUUGAGAGAACAGGAAUCAGCCAGGCUGCUCGCCCUCAGGGAGGAACAAGAGGAGAAGAAGAGAGAGGCAGAAAAAAAGAUAGACGAAAUGGAUCAGCUGAUACAAUCUCUGGAGGAGAAGAUACAACUGGUUAAAGAGGAACUAGAUGCAGGAGGAGAAGGGGCUGGAUUUCUACAGCAAUACCAAGAAACAACUAAUAGUACCUGCACAGGUGACACGGAGCCACAGAAGGUUUGCAGACCUCUGAUAGAUGUGGCCAAACACCUAGGGAACCUCCAGUUUGCUGAAUGGGAGAAGAUGAAACACAUCGCCCCAUACACGCCUGUGACCCUUGACCCCAGGACAGCAGGCCAGACUCUGAGGGUGUCCCCUGGGUUAAACAGUGUCCAUUUAACCCCUGGAGCCUUACAGUGUCUGGAUGCCCAGGGUGACCCUGAACUUUCCCACCCCUAUUCCUGCAUCAUGGCGAGAGAGGGCUUUGACUCAGGAGUGCACUGUUGGGAUAUUGAGGUUGGUGACACUAACAGCUGGGCAGUCGGUGUGGCUGCUCACUCAGUGUCCACAGGUGCAGAGUUAAUAGCCUGUCCAGAGGCAGGACUAUGGUGUAUCAGCCUGCGAGAAGGCGAGUACCUGGCUCUGACCGCUCCCGCUCAGAAACUAAACUCACAACACCUCUCCAAGCUCCGUGUGAGGCUGGACUGGGAUGAAGGGACGCUCGAAUUCUUGAACGCUGAUACUGAAACACAUAUUUUCACGUUUAAACAUCACUUCACUGAGAAGGUGUAUCCAUACUUUGAGAGUACAUCGUUGUGUGGUAGCUUUACUGUGUUGGCACAGAGAGUGAAGGUCAGGCUGGGGUCAGAUAAUGUCCCUGUAGAGGACAAUGCUAUCCCUGAGGAGGAUCGGAUGACAAAAAGUUGUUCCUGCAAUCAGGGAGAUAUUAACGCUCUUUCAACAAAAUGCAACGGCAAGCAGUGCGAACAUCUGAAUGAAGACAAGCAAACCAAACUUCAGAGAAGCACCUUGAAGAACUGUAUCAUUAAAACAAAACCCGCUGAGCAAAAGUCAAAAGAUAACAAAGCCGCGUUCAAAAAACAGAGCAGCAAGUCCAGGUUCAGUGUGACCUACCAUGUGUCACUGAACAGAGCCCUAAACAUCAUCAACAGUGAGUCUGACAGUCACAAACAAAUCCAUAUGAAUCAUAUUGAUCAUACGGUUAAUCCUGCAUGAGAGCCCACAGCCAUGAUGAACUACAAUGCCAUCGUUAACAUUCGUACUAAUGUUAUUCUUAGUUUUAAGUUA